UUCAAACGAACGCCCAAUUUUAUGCAUGAAUCGUUUGGACGGAAACUAGAUAGAAACUAGACACAACUCGGAAGCAUGUGUUUCAGUUUCUGUAGUGUAAGUUAGAGUUAAACAGUGUACGUUUUGGAGAUCAGUGCAGCAUGGCACCGAUGUGGCGUGUCGUGUUCAUCGCUUUACUGGAGUUCCAGUGCUACAUGAGUCGUGAGGUCACUCUUCCCGCGGGCCCGCUGUAUCGGGUAGCCGGAUUCUCACUGUCGCUGCCCUGUGCCGUUUCGGGAUACGAAGGUCCAAGGACGCAGGAUUUUGAGUGGUACCUCUACCACGAUGAUGCAGGUGAUAGACAGAUCGGAGUCGUGUCCACGCGAGACGCUGGAUUCCCGUACGGCCUAUUUCAGGCGCGUGUGCGGGCGGGCGAAAUCCGGGUGGAGAGAGACUCUGGUGACAAAGCCAGACUGGUAAUCCAGAGGCUCCGCCCAGAGGAUCAGGGCCGGUACGAGUGUUACACGCCCAGUACUGACACCCGCUACCAAGGGAACUACAGUGCAUCAGUGGUCGUCAAAGUGAUUCCAGACACGCUGCUAAUUACACACUCGCGCAUUCUGAGCGGCCAACCCGUCAUCGAGGGCACAGAACUGCUGCUGACGUGCACUGCGUCCGUCCAGUCAGAUGAGCACACUCAUGUGUCCGUCAAAUUCGGAGUGCGCAGCAGCAAGGGGGCGGAGUCUGUCGGACACAACCUAAGAGAAAUCAUCGCAAUCGACCGCGAGCUACGCGUGACACCCGGCCGCAGCGGAUCGUACGAGAAGAGAUACAAAGAUGGAGAAAUCGCUCUGGAGAAGAGGAAUGGAGAUGGAGGCAGGGAUCUGUACGUGCUCAAGAUGAGCGCGCUGGCACCAGAGGAUUCUGGGUCGUAUUUUUGCGAGGCUGCGCAGUGGAUCCGAGAUCCGCAGGGCAAAUGGGAGCGCAUCGCACAGAGAACGAUGGAGCUUGGCAAUCUCACCGUUCAACCACUUGCGGACACGCUGACCUUACGCUCGAUACCCGAAGGCGUCAUCACGCUGCAGCCCGGCGCUCCUCUGAGCCUCACCUGUCAGGUGUCGGGCGUGGGCGGGUGGAACCGCUCGGCGCAGCUUGUGCAGUGGAUGCGGCGCGGGCCGGCAGGGGGUGUGGAGGUGGAGGUGGCGCGCAUGGGUCCUGAUGGCGUGGUCAGCUGGGGUGAUGAUGCCAGCAGGGCAGGACGGGGCAGUAUGGAGAAGGAGGCCGAUGGGCGGUUCUCUCUGAGGCUGUUCUCUGUUCACCCCGCCGACGCAGGACUCUACCGAUGCGCCGUGAGCGUGUACGCGGGGCGGCUGACUCCAGGUCCCACGAGUCCUGCCACGAUAACACAGCGAUCGGAGUGGGUCACCGUUAACCUAAAGACUGAAGAGGUGCGCGUAUCUGCCACCAUCGAGUUGCCACACCGACCGCUGCUGAAGCGCGGUAGCACGGUUACUCUGCUCUGCAACAUCUCCGUGGCAACCACCGUUACGGCCCAGGUGGAGGUACAGUGGCUUCAGAAGCCAGAGGAACCAGAGAGAAAAGACGUGACGAUUUCCGAGGACGGCAAAGGUGAAGUCCUCGCAUCCGUAACACACGACGGCCUGACGCGAAUCUUCAGCAACGGCAGUGAUUUGAGCGUCGACCGCGUGUCCGCCGGAUGCUACAGGUUGAGGAUUUUCUCCGCGCGCGAGGAGGACCAGGGCCACUAUCGGUGUCUAGUGGAGGUGUGGUCACAGGAUCCGCAUGGAGGAUGGUACAAAACAGGUGCCAGCACAGAGUCGGCCACCGUACACCUGUACCUGUAUGCACAAGUUGCUGAUCUGCUGCUCAUACCUCUGGUGAUCGGAUUGUCGUCGGCGCUGUUCGUGGGCGUGUUCAUUAUCGCCACCGUGACGUGCUGCUUCAUGAACAGACUGGCUAGGCAGCGCUCUCAAAUAAGGAAGUAGGCACGAGACUUUCAUGCAAAAACCCCUGAGAACAUUCAAUGACUUGAACGGUGCAAAGAAAAGUGGCUUUUAAAGCUUUUCAUCGGACUUGAUUUAAACGUGCACUCAGAAAUGUCUUGGAUUGACAUUGUUUCUAACUACUCCACUUUAAAGUUAAUAUUAUGUUGCACAAAUGUAUUUUGUGCGCUCGCUAACGUCAUGUAGACGUUACAUGGUGGAUGUAAACCUCUCAUUUAUGGUUAGAAAGUGACUGAAUGCAAGCAGAACCAAUAAUAGAGCCACAGAUGUUUGUUUACAGUGGACCGGGGGAUUCUAUGGGGGGGGGGCAUGGGGUGACCACGCCCCUCCCGGACUGAAGCCUUGCCCCACCCACCGACCCAAGCCUUUCCUACUUCCAGAGUAGCAAAUAACCUGCCAUUGUAGUUAGUUAAUCCAAUAUACUUUAUUCUGAAUGGGUGAAUCUCACUAAGAAAUGAGUUGAAUUUGACCACAAAAUUAAAAGGUAAAAAUAAGAAAUUUGAUUUUGCAUGGAGAAAAUUAUGCCAAUUAUUUUUGUGUGUGGAAAUAUUUUCACCCCUAAUUUUUGUUACUCUAAUACAAAAUAAAUCUCAUUGUCAUUGCAUUAAUAUAAUAAUAAUGGAAACCGUUCUGUCCUGGCACCUUUAUAAUAAUAAUAAUAAUUAUUAUUAUUAUUAUUAUUAUUAUUAUUAUUAAUAAUAAAAUCAGCAUAAAUAAAUCCACAAAUACUACCGCAAGGUAUAUUGACCAGUGUACUUUACAAAAAAAAAUGUGCUUAAAAAUGUGAAAAUAAAGUAACGCUUUACAAUAAGAUUCCAUUUGUUUACAUUAGUUAACAUGAACUAACUAUGAACAAUACUUUUACAGCAUUAAUUAAUCCUGAAUAAUGUUAACUUCAACAUAUAAUACAUUUACAAACAAAAGUUGUAAACGUUAAACCUCAUGCACCCUUCGGUCAUUUUUGACCAAAAUCAAAAAAAAAAAAAACAUUAUUUAUUAUAUAAAAUAAAAUAAAACAGCCACAAUGCAAAAAAAAACACACAUCAAAAUGAAUUAGGGAGACCAAAACACAUCUACAGUGCUGAACACACACACACACACACACACAUAUUCAUCUUCACCAGGGAUAAAUUCGCUUAUUACUUGUUAUUCUACUCAUUUCAGGUAUGCAAAACUGACAAAAAUAACCUCAAUCAAAAUGCAGAACUUGUGACAAAAUCUAGAAUCAUUUUCUCUUCAGCCAGGGAUGAAUAAGCUCUCUGCAGCCACCUAGUGUUUAUACUUGUAAUUGCAUCUUUAUUUUUUUAAAUGGACAGCACAGUUUGAACCUUGAGACUUUAAGCUUUAAAUGGUACAUAAUACAUGAGGAUUGGUUCAAAAUUUUAGAAAAUAUUCAUAAGAAAAGUAAGAACCAAAAAGUCAAUUUUCAAGGUCAAAUAGGUAAAGUAAUAUAUAUAUAUAUAUGAGGUCUAAAUGCACAACUUUAGUGCUAUUACAUGAUUUAAUUUAGAGUUGUUAUGUUUCUUUCAUAACAAUUAAAAAAAAUUACACACUUAUUGUUUCCGGUCACUUUUGACCGGGAACAGCAGUAACAUGAUUUAAUGAUGAACAGUGCAUAAGGUUUAACAUUAGUUAACUCACUAUGAACCAACAUGAACAAUUAUAUUUUUAUCAACUAAAAUUAAGAAAGAAUAAUAAAUGCUGUAAACUAUAUUUAGUUUUAUGUAAGUUCAUGAUACCUGAUGCAUAAGCUAAUGUUAAACGUGCAGUAUGUAAGAUUCAGAAACUCUUGUUUUUAGUGACACCUGUGGCCGUUAAGUGAACUGCAGCAGCUACCUGUUGCUCGCGCUUGUGCACACACUCCAUAGGGAUGCGAGCGAGCAAUGCCCGAAACAAUGAUGUAAUGUACAAAGAGGCUGAACGUGAUUCACCAGCAUCAUACUGACAGAUGAGGUAGCAUAAUUGAAAUAACACCGUUAUGAUUGUUUUACUACUAACUUUGUACACACAUGUAUCUCAUCAAGCUGGACAACGUUUACCCUCAUAGUCAUAAGCUCUGCCCAACUUGCAUAGUUUGAAAAACGCAUGCUCUGAAAUUUGAAAUACUCCUCCUAGGGGAUUAAUGUGACAAGCACCAAUCGUGGGCAACAUCAUGCCAAGUCAUCGAAGAUGCUAAAUUGCGAACAGAUUUUUUAUAUUUCAAACGGUGUUGCCAUGGCGAGGCAAUCAAUUAAUUGUGAAAAAUGAAAGAGGAAGUGCUCGUAUCUUCGGCGUGCAUUGUGCAAUUUAGAUCACAAUUGACCCGUAUGUUUGGCCUUGAUUGCUGAUCACAUUGAUGUAUCUACUGCGGGUCACGGUCUUAGCGCAGCGCCACCAACUGGCAGCAGGAUGUCAGUGUGGCCCUUACAACAGUCUUUGAAAAAAAUACAUUUACAUUUAAACAAAACAUUAGACAAAGUUUGUUGUCGCUGUUGAAUAGCGGAAGAGAAGCACUGAGGCUCUCAGGAGCGCAAAUAAACGUCUACGGGCUUUAAUAGGCAACCUAGGAAGUCUGGGAAGGGCUCAUGUUUUGAGUUGCGCUACAAGCCGUUCACACAUUGGCAAAAAAGGCAAAUAUUACUUAAAAAUUGUUACAUACUGCACCUUUAACAAAUGGAACCUUAAUGUAAAAUGUUACUGAAAAUAAUGUCAAUGCAAAAAGUCUUAAUGGUCCUAAAUAUAAUAUAUAUUUUUGGGUUUGUUGGUUUUGGUGUGAAAUGUGACCUGGAUAUGCUCUAUUUUUCAAGAGAGUCACACGGAUACCAAAACACAUGUGAUUAAAGGGAUCAGAACCACUGAGGAACGAGGUCUAAUAAGCUACAGUGUUCAGGACAAGUUCAGAGUGGCUGUUUACAGCGUUACCGAAAUCAAACAAACCACUCUUGAGAACUGACUGAAGCCAAACCACAGAACUGAUAAGACAGGAACUCUUGACACGAGAUCUGCUCGCACGCUGUUACGCAAACACGACUAAAGCUUUCAGCCGAGACUCUGUUGGGAAUCCACUUAAAAUGCUAAAAAAAACUCUCCCAAUGCAAUUCAGCCAUGUAGAUGUUUGCCAGGAUUUCCCGCUGUACUUCCAGAAUCAAAGUGAGAUGCGGACCAAAUAGUUUCUUAUAAAAAGGUCCUAUAAAACCUGUAUUGAUGUCGUUUAAUUUUUCACUGAAAUGUUGCUGUAACGUGCAUCUGGGUCAUUCUGCAUAAAGGUGAUUUUUGUGUCCUGUGUGUAAAUAAUGACUUCACACUGAAUCCAAAAGACUUUUGAUAUUAUAUACGAUCUCUAAACAACAAGUAAAUGUCUCCUUUUAUCAGCUUGUGUUUGGUUUGUCCUAAAUGUAAGAAAUAGUCAACCCUGUUAAAUUGAUUUUGUGACCGAAGUAAUCAUAUUUAGUCGUUGAUCUUGAGAUUAGGUUUUCUUUGUCAUAUGGAAUGUUUACAAAUUAAAAAAAUCACCUUUGGGAAAUAAAGUAACAUGUUUCAUAGAAUGACCCGUCUCGUUUGUGUUGGACGAAUGAUGCAGAUUAUUCCGCGAGCUUCGUUUUGAGUCACGCCAUCGUUGACUUGAUUGCUGUGUAUGAUCAUUAAAGUGUCAAUGCACUGGAUUUCUCUGGGACUGUUUUAAAGUGAACGGCACAUUAUCAUCAGAAAAAGGGAUCCAGUGUUUUCUGUACUUACUUACAGGGUUGAGACGCUGAAAUCUGAUUCAUCCUCUUACCAUGUGAUUAAACGCUGAAUGACAGCUGGGGAGAGUAGCGGAAUAUUCUCUGGAUUUUAAUCCUCAUGUUUACGGUCUGAAACGUCAUGCGGAUUUGAUACUGUUGUCCUGUUGGACACAAAAGCCAUUAUGAUGUGCUGUUUUGAUUUCAGUCGCAGCGUUUGCGUUCUGAUGAUCCGUCUCAAGAUGCUUUUUGAAUUUGCCUCUGUUCGCUUCAUCUUAGUCAACAUGAACCGGGUUUGCAACAACUCUUGCACAAGACAAACUAGGGUGAAACAGGAUAUUUAAUGAGGAAUAAAUGUGGAAUGGUUCUUAAUUUUAUUCACCAGGAAUGGAUUGGAUGAUGAAAAGUAGGCUGUGAUGUGAUGUGAUGUGAUGAAGCUGUUUAAAACCUAUUAAACCUACCUGACCCAAGCAGACGCAGUGAGUGAAAUUUCAUUGGUCCAAAAUAUGUUCUGAUUGGCUUGUGACCGUGCCGUGUCGGCCAGCGUUUUUGCAUCCAGUGUGAAUACACAAAAAACACGCUUUUUUUAAGAGGUCGGCCAAAAAGAUGGGAAACGGUUAUUGUUAAAAGAUUACACAAAACGGGGGGUCUCUGAGUAUCUCGGCGAGUAUUGGCGCUGACUAUCACACCUGGAGUCGUGAGUUUGAAUCCAGGGCGUGCUGAGUGACACCAGCCAGGUGUCCUUAGCAACCAAAUUGGCCCGGUUGCUAGGGAGGGUAGAGUCACAUGGGGUAACCUCCUCGUGGUUGCUAUAAUGUGGUUCUCGCUCUCGGUGGGGCGUGUGCUGAGUGACACCAGCUAGGUCUCCUUAGCAACCAAAUUGGUCCGGUUGCUAGGGAGGGUAGUCACAUGGGGUAACCUCCUCGUGGUUGCUAUAAUGUGGUUCUCGCUCUCGGUGGGGCAUGUGGUGAGUGACUCCAGUCAGGUCUCCUUAGCAACCAAAUUGUCCCGGUUGCUAGGGAGGGUAAAGUCACAUGGGGUAACCUCCUCGUGGUUGCUAUAAUGUGGUUCUCACUCUCGGUGGGGUGUGUAGUGAGUUGUGCACGAAUGCGGAGAAUAGCGUGAAGCCUCCUUUUAAAACGGACGGUUAUCAUUGACGGUAUUGCAUGAAUAUGAAGACCUUUUAUAAAAACCCAAAUCAGUUUAAUUAAGACAGAAUCGGCAACAUUUACACGGCAUCUUCUAAACUUGCCAAGAAAAAUAAAAUCUUUAAAUUGCGCCUUCCUCGUGCUAAAUUCGACUGUCAGUUUUAAAGGUGACAUGCAGGUGUUGCGAGCAUGUCGGAAGUGCGGCACGGGCGCACGAUGCAGACAUGUCCGAGCCUGGACCUUUAAUUCCGCCGGCAAAGUGGUGUAAGUCUGCUGUCUGGGAUUACUUUGGGAUUACUAUGUUAAAGACCCUCGAGGCACCAUCAAUGUUGAUUGUUACCCAGUCUGUAAAGUUUGUCGCAAAAAAGGAUCAACUCGGGUAGGGCUGAGCGAUAAAACGUUAUCUAUAUAUAUCACGAUAAAGAAAAUCCACGAUAAGAUAUUUACUGCGUGUCGCUAAAACACAAGCAGUUUGGCUUUCUCGGGCUGCGUUUCCACUGGGGCGGCGAAAUCCGCUCAAAGGCGCUCACAGCGCUAGGAGAGAUCUACCGCUGCCAAUCCUACAAUCCACCUCGCGAGCGUGACGCUCGGCUUUCAUAGGAAUGAAUUGAAACGCUCUCAGCUUCGCUCACAACGCGCCAGUGGUAACGUAGGGUCAGACUGGAUGAACUUGCUAAUGCUAGCUGCCUUGCUAACAAUUAGGCUACGUCAGACACCGGAUUGAUUCCAUCCGCACCACAAGACUUCAGCGGUUGCGUCCGCUCAUCGUCUCUAGUGAAGAGCACGACAGAACAACAGUGAUGUGGACGACCGCUCGGAUCUUUCUGCGCUGUAUUCUUGAAUAUUGUCCUCUAGCACCAAACAUGCAUCAUUUCUGCCCCGUCCCGCUCCGCUCGCGUCGCCUCUGUUCCCUGCAUGUGUGUGGACAUGAAUCGCCGCAUGAGUUAACGUGGUUUCGAAGCAGCUUUUAGACCAAAACGUUUUUCCCUCCUAAAUGUAUCUUUAUUAAUCGGCAUGUUACGAGACUUUAAUAAUAAACAAAUCCAAUAAAUCGAUUUCGGUUCUAAUUCUGUGAACAUUCCAUUAGAUGUCUGGAAUGGAAAAGGAAAGACUAAAAUUACUAGUUGGUCGACGAGUGUCUCACGUUAAUGAAAAUAUACAAACGUUUUCUAAAUGUUCUCUCAGGACACCCCUGAACCCACAGUCACAAGGGCUUCUAUGCCCCAUAAUUGGGUAUCUGGACCCUCUGUGCAGUUUUAUAGAGACUAUUUUGACUGUUUAGAAUAAAUGUUUUCUUCUUUUCUUCCGUCAACUUUGAAAUAAAAAAGAAAGUGCGACGUGUAAAUGUAUAUCGUGAUAAAUGUCGAUAUCGAACAAUAGGAAAAAGAUUCUCGUGAUACCAAUUUUGGCCAUAUCGCCCAGCCCUAAACUCAGGCGAGAAAAUCCUUAAACCUUAAAGUCGUCAUGAAACGGAAGUUACGACCGAUUUACGAUUUGUGACACAUUUCCGAGCGAAACAUCGAGCAAGAAAACAAUGUGGGGCGGGGAUUUGAGGUUUAUCCAUUGCUUGUUGAUUGAAUUGUAAAAGAUAUGGCCGCUGCACUUAUAUGAUCAAACCGACAACAUAAACGCACAAGCACAUUCUCUCUUUGCUAACGAAGAGGCUGUAGAAGUUGAAAAAGGAGUGAGUAAAAAAUAAUAAUAUUUUAACGUUUUAUAUCACAAUACACUAAAUAUAAAGGAAAAAAACACUUGUGCCGCGCAUCACAAGAUAAAUGCAUUCAAAAAUGUAAAUAAACUCCAAAAGCAUCCGAAGCGUUGUAUUCAUUAAUGAUCACCGCGGAAAAUCUGGCGUGAAAUGUUUCGAACCCAACCACGAAUUCGCCAUUAUUCCUCCUCAUUCGAAAUGUAAAUUCGAGACAGCUGACCCGUAAACAAGGAAGUUUGUGUUAAGGAACGAUGAAAAUACAGCUUGCCAUCUUCAACAACAUUCGAUUGACGCUUCGUUCAACUCUACGCGAGGUAGUGGUAUUUAUAAGAAAGGGAGCGGGGUUUAAGUGGACUAAAUGAUUGGAGAAGUCCUGCACACCUCACCAGAGAGAAGUCGUUUCACAGGAAGACUUAAAGAUUACGGGGUCAAUUUUAAAAAUAAAUAAAUAAAUAAAACGUGCUUUGAUGAAUCGUUCACAAUAAGAUCAAUAUCAUGCAUUUAGAAAAUAGGUCGGGUGAAUUUUCAAUUAAUUCCGACAUUAAGCACCUUCUCCGUGAGCACCGUUUCACCAAAUUUACACAUACACAGAAUAAUAAAUUAUAGCCCCUGUUGCAACGGGCUGCGAUUUAAUUAAAUAAAUAUAUAGCCUGCUCCCUUUAAAGUUUGUUAGGGCUGCUCUAUCCAGUCUAUAUUAAAUUAGAGCAUUAUUAACAGUGUUUUCAGAGCGGUUCUGUGCUCCACAACUCCCUCUCAUGCUUAUAGAGUAACAGAAGUGAGUUCGGUUCCGUUUGUUUACAUGCGCUAAACGCUUUAUUUACACUAAACUGGCGCGUCCUGCGUGAAGCGGUUUUAUUAUUAUCUGCGGAAGCAGCAUCUCACUCUCCGUAAGGCACAUGUAUCAUAAUAAUAACACAGAAUACAAGAUGGGGUAUAAUUAAAACAUCUUUAUUAAAUGAUUGCUGAGCAAACAUCAUUAACAGUAACACCUGUGUCCAGAAACAUCUCUUCAGUCUCCUGUUUACCUCUCACGAGAGAGCGUGUCGCACUUAUUACAGUCCCGGCGGAAACAAGUGAAAGCGGAACUAAUAUUUCCAACAUCCAACACAAUGAAAAGGAAGGAACAUAAUAUAUAAUAAAUCUAUAUCAAAUAUUUGGUUACUAUAAUAUAAUUAAUUGCUAAAUUAAAUAUAAUAAAAUAAUGAAUACAAAUAAUUUAAUUAAAUAGUGACAAACUAACCAAAAUCUUUAAAUUGAAUUUUAAUUACACCAAUGGGUAAUCAGUUCAACUUCAGUUUGACAUUAAGCCUCAUUCUUUAGGACUGUCUUAUAUACUGUAAAGAAUAGUUUGUAUAAGCCUACUAGGCCUAGAAUAAAGAGUAACAUUUACUAGGUGUGGAUGUGGAGGUGAGUGUGAGUGUAUGUCUGUCUAUGUGUGGCCCUGCGAUGGACUGGCGACCUGUCCAGGGUGUCCCCCGCCUUUCGCCCAAUGUUAGCUGGGAUAGGCUCCAGCCCCCCCGCGACCCUGUACACAGGAUAAGCGGUUGACGAUGGAUGGAUGGGUGGAUGGAUGGUAUACUGAAUUAUUCAAUUAAUCAACAUUAUUUUUGACAGCAAAAACUGGUUUUAGCAACAGGGAAAUGUAGUUAACAGUGACAUUGAGCUGAAAAUGUACAUGUAACCAGUUUUGACAGAGCUGCUGAUAAUGAAAGUAAAAUGACCAGCAUCGAUUGAUGAGAUGAAAAUUGGAGAUCGGUGUCGGAUGUUAAAAUCCUGAUUGGAGCGUCACUAAUAUUCAAGUUGACUGUGUUUCAAAAACUAAUGAUGACUAUUAUUGUGCUGAGAUCCCAUCUCAAAAUGGACAAAAACAGGUACACGGUGGACGGUAACAUUUGGAUAUGAAGAAGACUUUGUUUCACCUUUUAUAUAUUUAUUUGUUUGUGGUUGAACUGAAAAAAAGGUCUGUUUGGUUCUUUUUAAGAGUGCUCAAGUGUGAAAACCCCAGCAGCCCAGAAUUGGACAAAAUGCCAAUAAAUAAACUGCAAAUGAAUAAUUAUAGUUAUUAUAAAGUUGGUAUUGUUUAGAAUUAAACUAAAUCACAAAUGCUACAAAUGACUGAAUGCAUACAAAUGCAUUAAGCUGGGCAUUAAUCAUGACACAUUAUUACAGUUACAUUUAAUAGAUCAUAAAAUAACAAUAAUGAAAAAUAAACGUGUUUUCUCUAUAAUAAUCUGACUACUGUACAUGUUGCAAUUUUUGUAUUGUUAUUAUUAUUGUUGUUUUACCUGUUUGAGAUAUUUUUUAUUUUUUUCAAUUAAAGUCCAAAAUCCAAUAAAGUUCACGAAUUCAUUAUAACUGCAAUAUUUCUCUGUUUAUCAGACAUAUUUCAUAACCAAAUAUUAAACUGCUAAUAACAUCAUUAGUGCACCAUGAUACCGAAAUACCGUGGUCAUUUUUGUGAUGUUUACCAUACCGUGAAAAUGUCAUAUUGUCACAUCCCUAAUGUGCUCUGAUGAAAUGUGUACAAUAAUACUGGGAAGAUACAUUCAGAAACUGAAUUAAGAGUUGUAAACAGUCUUUAUUCUGUGCAUUAUAUAAUCAGUGAUGACUCUUGUCAGUGGUUUUAAUGUGUACUUCUGUUUUGUGUGAAUGGUGCUUCAGGUUUGUGAAUAAAAGAAACCCUGAAAAGAGGAGAUAUUUGUUGUUUGACUGGUGAGAAAGUUGCAGUUAUUGUGCGUUACAUCUAGUCCUGUGUUUGCUGAGGGUUAUUGCAGUUUUAGAUGGUGACAUCAUUACCAUCG
Messenger RNA from Xyrauchen texanus (razorback sucker), 11358 nucleotides. It is a transcript of the gene igsf8, whose product is annotated as immunoglobulin superfamily, member 8. The record is from RefSeq and is a predicted model, not a curated record. Bases 141 to 1985 code for a protein of 614 amino acids. Lineage: Eukaryota; Metazoa; Chordata; Actinopteri; Cypriniformes; Catostomidae. The transcript has 6 exons.